Messenger RNA from Cuscuta campestris, 546 nucleotides. NCBI's taxonomy places the organism in Eukaryota, Viridiplantae, Streptophyta, Magnoliopsida, Solanales, Convolvulaceae. The record is from the annotation of a GenBank genome assembly.
GAUGUUGAAAAGUACAAAUUGGGGAAUCCUAGGAAAUUCCAUUAUCUAAACCAGUCAAAAUUUUUUGAAUUGGCCGAAGUGGAUGAAUCUAAAGAAUACCUCGCCACCAGGCGAGCCAUGGAUGUUGUAGGGAUCAGUUCUGACGUUCAGGAUGCCAUUUUUAGAGUUGUGGCUGCAAUACUUCACUUGGGCAACAUUGAAUUUGUAAAGGGAAGCGAGCCUGAUUCUGCAGAACCUAAGGAUGAUCAGUCUCGCUUCCAUCUUAAAACUUUGGCUGAACUUUUCAUGUGUGAUGAGAAGUCAUUAGAGGAUUCUUUAUGUAAGCGUAUCACUGUAACUCGUGAUGAGAAGAUAACAAAAUGUCUGGAUCCCCGAGCUGCUUCUAUAAGUAGAGAUGCUUUGGCAAAAACUGUCUACUCUAAACUGUUUGAUUGGCUUGUUGAAAAGAUUAAUAAAUCUAUUGGCCAAGAUCCCGAUUCUCAGUUGUUGAUCGGGGUUCUUGAUAUUUAUGGAUUUGAGAGUUUCAAGACAAAAGGUGCUUAGCUG